UACGCGGUAGUAUUUGUACGUAUAUAUUUUCAUUGAAGAAAUGCCGUGUUUUUGUUUACAUUCAAUAAAAUGACUGAAUUGAUAAAUUUGUUUAAGAAAUUAAGUGAGUUUUUUGAUCGUAAAUUACUUUGGGAAAACAUUGAAGAGGCUUACGAGGAUGAUGCUGAAAAAGAGCAAAACAAGAAUAAAUCGAAUGCGGAAGAGCAGCCUCCAACUACUUCUCGGCAAGCUAAGUCCACUGUACCUGAAUUGCCAUUUGUGCAGCGUGCACUCAACGAUCCGCAGGUGUUGUCCACUCUACUAGAACUAUGCUCUGCCAUACGUAUUUUGCGGAGUGAAUCAAGUGCCAGCUAUGAUAAUACCUAUGAUUGCUGGGAUGAGGUGGUUAAAGUGUCACCGCGUGACUCCUACUUAAGCUUCGUGUAUGCUUUAGCGGGUCUAGCAACAUUGGAUGCUGCUUGUGCCGCAUAUACAAAGCUUGCUCUUGCUGCCGUCAAUACAUAUUUUCUUUCGCUAACUAUCCCUGGUGCAAAAGGAUUUCAUAUCUUUGAGCCCGAGGUAAUAGCGCAUUGCCUUCAGGUAUUCGGUUUGAUAGAACGCAUACAACAUCCUGACAUUCUACGUCGAAUGUCGAAACAGCAACCUAUCGAGAUAUGGGUACGAUUCUCAACGUUCUGCGAUGACUUCAAAUUGCUGCUAAGAUAUGUGCAUUUCAACGAUCACAAAGCCACACGAGACAUCUUGCUGAAGAAACUAGUGAAUAUAUUGUACAUGAAUUAUGAGCGUGGUUAUGCCAAUAUGUAUGCUGCCAAUCUACACGCCAAAUGCUUCGAAAUUUUUGACGAAGUAGUAAACGCGCAUAACGGCGAACCGGAGGAUACACUGAAGAAGCUAAUGAAUAUGACAGUUUUCCUGCACACUUACCCGCCAAAACCGAAAAGUACAAGCGGAACUGUCAUUAGCGGUGAUUGCGAACAUAUCUCCGAUUGGUUUAUCAAAUGUAUUUCGAAAUAUCCGCGUCUGCUUGUAAAAGUUUUGAAUUUCUAUAUCGAAUGCAUAGUCACCAAUCCAAUAAAAUCUUGGAAAACAGAGCAGACACAACGCGCGCUAGAAUAUGCCGCAAAAUAUGAUGCUGCACUUUAUACCACCUGUAAUGAGUCAUCAGUGGAGUUCUUGUGUGAAGCCAUCUAUGCCGAUGAGGUAAUGAUACGUACACGCGCCAUAGAAUUAAUUUCACGGAUUUUGCAGCUGGAGGCUCAUGUAAAUUGGCAAAUGUUUCGACACGAAGUAUCGGACAUACCACGCGAAGUAUAUCUCAUUAAUGAACUCAUAAAGAGUUUGCAGGAUUUUAACAACACUGUUAAACUGAAAGCAGUACAAGCGCUGCAUCUUGCGCUCACCAAAGGCUCACCAAACACUGUGAAAAUACUAAACGAAGGUAUACGCUAUACACUUUAUCUCGAUCUUGGUGUCAAGCUGCCAGAUGAACCACGUGUACGUAAGAAUGAAAUACGCUACGUGAAACCCUCUGCGCUGGAGCCGAAGUACAGUUUCGAAGGACAUGGUUUGGUAGAGUUGUCAUUCAUGCAUUUGCCAGAAUAUGUUUAUGAAAAUCUCUUUCAAAGUCCCCAAUCAUAUAUCAGACGUGCGGGUGUAAUGUUUAUGGAGCAACUAAUCAAACUAAAUCCACUUAUUAUUUUCAAUACAAAUUUUGUAAAAGAAACAACGCGACUCGUUGAUGAACCCACUGCCUUAGUGCGGAAACAAACAUUAAUCAGCAUCGACAGCAUUCUCGGCUGCUAUCCGAACUGUUAUCCGGUUGUGUGGGUGUGGUGCAAGGUUGUGGCGCCCAUGUUGCGCGAUGGCGAUCCAAAGAAUAUUGAAUUGGCUAUGGAUUGUUUUCGCGCACGCGUAUUAGCAAAUAUGCGCGGUAUCGAUCAAUCCAAUCAAGCGGAACACUUUAUGCCUUGGGUGAUUAUACGCACAAUGCUGUCAACGCAGCCGCGGCUCUAUCUGCAAGAAUGCUUUCACAUGGCUUUACAGCAACGCUUGCUAAAUCCACAAAUACUCAGCAUAAUCGAGUCACAUUUACUCACCUCGAAUUCCACAGAAGCUUGGAUCGUACUCAACUUCGUUUCUGGAAAGUUGAAGAGUAAAGAACCCGACGCACUCAUACAUCUUUUCAUAUCACUGAAAUCGUGGAACAAAGAACAAAAUAUGCUUAUUGCUCUGGAAGUGCUCGCCAAUUGCAUACAAGACUUCUCGCAUACAGCACUCAAUCAAGCUUUCAAUCACAUACUCACGCAAAUACGCGAAGGUCAAAUCUUACCUGUACUCAUUGGCAAAGCAUUUGAUCUGCUCAUACACAUCGACAAUUGCUCGCAAUCGCAGGCGACCAAAGGCAAAAACCUCAAAUGCAAUCCACUUGAGUUAACCGAAAAAGCUUGGUUGCUCGAAUUGCAUGAUUUGCUGGAAUUUCGGAUACUCUCGGGCAUAGCAGAUUUUCCCGAUAACCGCGCCACAUUUAUGUCUCAUCUGUACUCCUACUCAGAAGUGAAUUUGCAGACGCGUUUGCGCCCACAUCACACUAUUAUCUCCUUCGUGCACAAAUACAUGAGCGUGUGCUUGAAAUUGCCGGAGUCGGAGUUGGAUUUGGAAAAUGAGCGUCUCUUCAAUUCGAUGAUAUUGAUUGCUGGUCGUCUAUCUCUACGUGAUGCCGUUACGGCCGGCACUACUUGUAAACUUUAUGGUGCCAUAUUGAAAAUCAUCGAUCGUCCACCAAUCGUGAACACAAUAAUCGUUUCAUUAACGGAUCUUUGUAAGAAGCAUACGCAAAUUGUGGAACGUAUCAUUGAGCACGUGCUGGCGAAGUUAUCAUCGCCGUAUGUCAUGAAUCGUGUGGAGACAUUUAAAUGUUUCGAGAAAUUGGUCUUGCAGGAUCAGUUGAAAUUGCGUGGUUCCUUGUUGUUGGCGCUUAUGUCUGCUAUUUUAGAUGAGAAUAGAGAAUUGGCUACGCGUGCUUGUGAUUUUUUUGAAGAAUUUCUCAGUAAGAAGAGUUCAACGCUCUUUCAGAAGUGUUUAAUCGAAUGUCCAUUCGUCUUCAACGAAUACGAGAAUUUCGACGGUUUGGAUAGCUUUUCGGAUACAAGCAUUAAGUCGCCUUUGAAAGGAGAGGCAAAGCGUAAGAGUCGUCAAUUGCUUUAUAAUCACAUGCUGGCAACGGUGGAUGAGGUGAAUUUGGUGCUCUAUUUUGGGCAACUCAAACUGAUUUCAGAAAAAUCACUACGUGACGCCUGCAUGAAAAGCCCUGAAGGCAUCGCAUUACUCAAGGAUGUACUAUUCAUUUUAAAACGCGUUUGCCAACUGACCAAGGAGCAAAAGCCCAACGCUGACAACAAAGAGGGCGACGGUGAGGAUAAUGCUACGGAUGAUGCAAUCGCGCAAGCAAACGAAGCAGGUGUGGCGGAUGAGGCAAGCACAGCAAAAGCUACAGGUGCCACCACCGCUGGUGGUGUGGGUCGGGGACGCGGACGAAAACGUGAAAUAACUAUGCCGGAUGCGCUGAAUCUACUCGAAAAGUCUUUGAUAUUCAUACCCACCAUUCACGGUUGCUUCACUGCCCACGCCGAUGAUGCAUUGCAAAAAGCGUUUGAUGAUUUGGGCUUUGCAUUGGCAAAGCGCUUUCCCAAUCUGGUGCAUUAUGCGCAGCCAGCAAAGUUUUGGUGCAAGUAUCGUGAGAAAAUAAUCACGGAUUCGCCGUCGAAACAAAAGAAAAAGUCAAAACGAAAAGGCAAAGAUGCCAAAACACCCGAUAAGCCUAAAGCGAAUUCAACGCAAGUCGAAGGAGAUCUGGUUAUGGCUGAGGAAAUCGAUGAUGAUUUGGAAUGUGACUCAACGGAUGAAAGUGAUUUUUGUUCGGACGAUGACAUGCCAUUGGCGAGCACGAUGUGUGCCGGCGCUUCACCACAGAAACGUGUGCGUUUAAGCGAUGCCGAAAUACCGAUGGAAUAUUUAUUUAAUCCGAAUAUCUGAAAGUUGGAGUGCUCCUCUAGCGCAUGUGUUGACACGUAGAGGAGCGAUGGGUAAUAAUACUUGCAAUAUACUUAUGUAUCAACUAUGUUAUAUAGAAUGAUUUAAGGUUAUGCAGAGAAGUUUGUUACUAUUAUUUGAUUGCCUUAGUUUAAUGCAUUUAUUUACUUUUAUUUUAUUUUAAGUGACAGAAAAGACUCGAAUAGUUGGUAUGCUUAUAUAUUUUUUAAAUUCAAUUAGUAUUCUAAUUUUUAAUAUUGACAGAGGAAUGGAAUAAAAAGGAAUACGUACGUAGACGUAAAUAUUAUGUAUAAUAUAAAUGAGGUUAAGUUUCUCAUACAAUUUAUUAUAUAAGUGUUAUAUAAUACCAAUUUGUUAUAUAUUAAUAAACUAAUUCUCGAAUUAAUACUUACAUAUAUACUUGAG
Messenger RNA from Bactrocera tryoni, 4455 nucleotides. RefSeq lists its product as uncharacterized. Gene Ontology annotation, molecular function: histone binding. The record is from RefSeq and is a predicted model, not a curated record. Gene Ontology annotation, cellular component: condensed chromosome, centromeric region. The coding region runs from base 70 to 4032 and encodes 1320 amino acids. NCBI's taxonomy places the organism in Eukaryota, Metazoa, Arthropoda, Insecta, Diptera, Tephritidae. Gene Ontology annotation, biological process: meiotic chromosome condensation; mitotic chromosome condensation. The transcript has 8 exons.